This is a messenger RNA of Cyclocybe aegerita, 1029 nucleotides long. Lineage: Eukaryota; Fungi; Basidiomycota; Agaricomycetes; Agaricales; Hemipholiotaceae. The record is from the annotation of a GenBank genome assembly.
AUGUACUGCUCGAAGUGGUUCCCAACUCUAUCCCGAACGGCGAACGGAAGAUUGUCGCAUCUCCUUCUGUCCACUGACGUUCAUCAUGACCACUUCGAACCGAUGGCAACCUCAUGGGCAGGCAGUCUUGGUUCUCCAAAUGCUAGGCCUCCCGCGGUCCACCUGAGCGAGAAACUGCAUGCAUUCGCUCUAUAUAAGGAGAGCAGUCAAGUACGUUCCUUAGUAGCCAUCUACUUCUCCUCUCACACUCCGCUCUCUUUCGCGAUGAAGAGCUUGAUCGCUGUGUCAUUAGUUCUCGUCUCCGGAGCCGCUGCUCGCACCUUCACCGUUUACAAUGCCUGCCCUUUCACUAUCUGGCCAGCGAUGUUCACGGACUUGAACGUUGCACCCAACGUCCCUGCUUUUACGACCGGAUGGGAAGCGAAGGCCUGGACCAAAGUGUCCUUCACCGUCCCUGAUAAUUGGAAAGCGGGCAGGAUUUGGGGACGGCGCAACUGCAAUUUCGCCACUAACCCCGGUCCCAACUCUUGCCUCACGGGAGGUUGCAACGGUGGUCUUCAGUGCAACCCUCGCACCGGAACUGGUGUUCCCCCCGCUACUGUUGCUGAAUGGACCUUGGAAGGUGCAGGCAACCAGGAUUGGUACGAUGUAUCGCUCGUCGACGGAUACAACCUUCCGAUGCGCAUCAGCAACAACAAGGGUUGCCCGGUCGCCGAGUGUGCCGUCGACCUCGGUCCAAACUGUCCUGCUCCCCUGAAGGGACCAUACGAUUCGACUGGAUUCCCUGUCGGGUGCAAAUCGGCAUGCUCUGCCAACCUCGACGGUAACCCAGGAAAUUCGCGCAAUUGCUGCUCAGGUAGCUUCAGCACUCCAGCAACCUGCCCGGCCUCCGGUGUUGCCCACUACAGCUACUUCAAAAACAACUGCCCCAGGUCAUACGCAUACGCUUACGACGAAUCAAGCGGCACGGCGUUGUGGACCUGCCCGUCUUCCUCCAAGGCUGAUUACACUCUCACUUUCUGCCCUUGA